Oncorhynchus masou masou (cherry salmon) is the source of this 855-nucleotide messenger RNA. RefSeq names its product trace amine-associated receptor 5-like. NCBI's taxonomy places the organism in Eukaryota, Metazoa, Chordata, Actinopteri, Salmoniformes, Salmonidae. Gene Ontology annotation, cellular component: membrane. Gene Ontology annotation, molecular function: trace-amine receptor activity. Gene Ontology annotation, biological process: G protein-coupled receptor signaling pathway. The coding region runs from base 1 to 795 and encodes 264 amino acids. The transcript has 3 exons. The record is from RefSeq and is a predicted model, not a curated record.
AUGGAGGAACAUGAAGAUGUUCAAUAUUGUUUUCAAGACAGAAACUCUUCUUGCAGAAAGCAGCUCCACACUCCAACCAACCUGCUCAUCCUCUCUCUGGCUGUGUCAGAUCUCCUGGUGGGACUGAUUGUGAUACCAGUAACGACUGUAGCAAUAAUUGAAUCAUGCUGGAGUUUUGGGGAAUAUUUCUGUGUGUUUCAAUUCUACGUCUCUUGUUUGUGUACUUCUUUAUCUCUGGGCAAUUUGGUCUUGAUAUCUAUUGAACGCUAUGUUGCUGUGUGUGAUCCCUUAUUGUACCACUCUAAAAUAACAGUAGUGAGUAGGUGCUUGAAAGAAUGUUUUACUGGUGAAGGAUAUAUGUGGGGCAAAAUAAUUGACUUCGUAAUUACAAUCGUUGUCCCGUGCUCUAUUAUUUUAACACUUUAUAUGAAAAUCUUUGUGAUGGCCAGAUCACAGGCCAGGAAGGUAUUUUCAAAAGAUGCUGCCAGUGUGUCUGGUGUUAAAACUGUACAAGCAAAUAAGUCUGAGAGAAAAGCAGCAAAAACUCUGUCUAUUGUUGUUUUCAACUAUCUCAUUUGUUGGAUUCCAUUUCUGUUUUGUUUUUUAUUUUUUUAUUUCUUUAGUGACAAUUUAUUAUCAUUCAUCAUCAGCUUUCUGCCACUUUCUAAUUCCUUAAUUAAUCCAAUAGUUUAUGCUUUAUUUUAUCCAUGGUUCAAAGUGAAGGCUAAACAUAUUUUCUCUGAAGUUAAGGCGUUCAUAGUACCUAUUUUUUUAUUUCCCAGUUUAAAAAAAUAGUUAUGUUAUACAAUUGUUCUCUGACAAUACAGAGAUGAAUGUGGUGUUGAUACAGAAUGA